Messenger RNA from Rhincodon typus (whale shark), 2075 nucleotides. It is a transcript of the gene nadk2, whose product is annotated as NAD kinase 2, mitochondrial. NCBI's taxonomy places the organism in Eukaryota, Metazoa, Chordata, Chondrichthyes, Orectolobiformes, Rhincodontidae. Gene Ontology annotation, biological process: NADP+ biosynthetic process; NAD+ metabolic process. The record is from RefSeq and is a predicted model, not a curated record. The coding region runs from base 7 to 1362 and encodes 451 amino acids. Gene Ontology annotation, cellular component: mitochondrion. Gene Ontology annotation, molecular function: NAD+ kinase activity. The transcript is spliced from 12 exons.
GAGCGCAUGCGCGGUGUGGUCCGCGGCCUAGUGCAAGGGGAGGCCGUGGGCUUGAGUCUGGGAGUAAGGCUGCAGGAUCCGGCCUGGCCCAUGGCUCUGAGCGGGCUCCGCUGGGGCGGGCCGGCUGCGCUGUUGUUGCGGAGAAACGGCCGGGCCCUGUCCCGGGCGACGGCCCCGUUUCGGCCGGGCCGAGUGGCGGUUCUCAGCAAAACCACCCGCUUCGAGUUCGAGCAGGAGCGGGGCCGCGCGGAGGGAGAGCGGCGGAGGGAGCUCCGGGAGAGGCUUGCUACGAAAGGAUCCAGUUACAGUGGGUUACUGGAACGACACACUGUUCACAACGCCAAUGUACAGCAUGUGGUGGACACUCUGCAUAAGGAAGGAAUUGAGGUUCGCCUGGUGAAGCGGAGGGAUUACACUGAGGAGACCGUGCAAUGGGCGGAUGCCAUCAUAUCUGCUGGAGGGGAUGGCACCAUGCUGCUGUCGGCCAGCAAAGUGUUUGGGCAGAUCAAACCUGUCAUUGGAGUCAACACGGAUCCAGAAAGGUCUCAGGGGCACUUGUGCCUCCCAGUCAGGUACACACACUGUUUCUCAGAGGCUCUGCAGAAGCUCCACCAGGGAAAGUUCAGCUGGCAGUGGAGACAGCGGAUCAGGAUCUGCCUGGAAGGAGCAGGAAUAAACCCAACGCCUGUGGACCUCCAUGAACAGCAGCUGAGCCUGGAGCAGCACCAGACUGCACAUCGCGAUGUGGCACAGCCUGCCUUGUGUGACAUAGUGAACGCUGAUCCUCAGCUCCUGCCUGUCAGAGCAUUGAAUGAAGUAUUUGUGGGGGAGUCACUGUCCUCUCGGCUCCGGUAUCACUCCCACAAACAAAGUCUUAAAUUCUCGCUCCAUAGGGCCUCAUACUAUGAGAUCUCUAUUGAUGAUGGACCCUGGGAGAAGCACAAGAACUCUGGCCUCAACAUGUGUACUGGAACUGGCUCCAAAGCUUGGUCCUACAACAUUAAUAAAUUGGCCUAUCAGGAAGUGGAGGAUCUUCUGUCUAUAGCUAAAGAGAAGAGCCGAGUGGAUCUGCCUAUCGAUCAAGAGCUUGUGGAGCGAGUCACUGAUCACUACAACCAGUCACUUAUAUUCUGUCCCGAGGACCCCAAGAUCUUCUUCAGCAUCCGGGAGCCCAUCGUAAACCGAGUAUUCACCAGCUGUCAGCACCGAGGCUUUACGAACAAGAUGAGUGUACGCUCGAGGUGCUGGGAUGCCUGUAUGGUGGUGGAUGGUGGGACUUCAUUUGAAUUCAAUGAUGGUGCGAUCGCCACCCUGACUGUGGACAAGGAGGAUGCCUUGUGCACAGUUGUCCUGGAGGACUAAGAUUCUCUCCCAAUACCCGGGGCACUAUUGGACUGUGCUGUACUACUGAGUGGGUGGCAGGGGGAACGUGGGCUCGUACUCAUUGCCUUCUCCAGUUGAAUGGCUGGGAUGCCUGGGGGUUUGAGCUGCUUGUGGGUGGGAGUCUGGGUUUCUGUGGAGCAUGGGCUGGUGCUGCUGGGAGGAGAGGGUUGACUCAGUCGAGGAUUGUAUCCAGAGAAUGUUGUCUUGGUUGCAGUAGAUUGGAGCCCAGUUAUUAUAUUCUCCAGUCAAAUUAUUGUGUUUCCAGCAGCCUCAGGUUAUGCACCUUGUCACACAGGGAAAAGCCCUCAUUCUGGUGUUUCUAUCGCUGAAGCCUCCCUCUCCCUCUUCCAUGGGCAGUACCUGUUGUACAUGCCCUUCUGUGGGAACCAAGAUGCUAUCUGAAUAACUGAUCCAGACUGGGAUCCCAGAGGGGAAGGGUCCUGACUCUCACUGGUUCCAUCAUCUCAAAUCUACAGUGUUUAUUGGCGAGUGAACAGAAAGACACAAUUGGCUUGGUCUGUAACCUGGCCUCCCCUGUUCCAAUGCACUAGCAUAGAGGGAGAGUUUGAGUGUGCCAAAAGGAGGUGACUGAGGAGGUGUCUGGUGCAUGUGUGUGAGUGAAUGAGUGUGAACUGCACCAAUACAAUCAGACAAAAAGUAAAGUCAAAAACAAUAAUAAACUUUCAAACAAG